Messenger RNA from Meloidogyne enterolobii, 777 nucleotides. Lineage: Eukaryota; Metazoa; Nematoda; Chromadorea; Rhabditida; Meloidogynidae. The record is from the annotation of a GenBank genome assembly.
AUGCUUGAACAUAAACUAAAUGAAAUAAAAGACUUUAAAAUAUUUAUUGCCUCAAUUAUUGAUAUUAAAACAAAUAAUUCUAAUUUUGAUGAAAAUAAUGUUUUUAGCCAAAAAGAAUUGCCUCAACUUCGAGAAUCAAUUUUAACAGAAGCAGAACGUGCUAGAGCAUGUUCAAGAAUUGGGGAUGAAGCAUUUAAUGGGCAAAGGCGUAAUGGCCCGUCUACAAAUCAAAAUAUUGGUAAAGCAAGUAAUGGGGGUGCUUUUGCUUUAGCAGAGAAUAGAGAUCGUUUAAAUAAUAAUAUUGGAGAAUCAAAUGAUAAUAAUUUUGUGGCUGAAGCAUUUUUGCAACAAAGGCGUAUUGAGGCAGCUGAAAUGCUUGGAAUAGAUGAAGAAGGAAAUGAAGAAAUAAAUAAAUUAAAUAAAAAUGAGGAAGGAAUGGAAGAACAAAAAAAUUUUGGAAAAAGUUUUGAGGUAAAAGGAAAUGAAAAUACACAAAUAGAAGAAGAAUUUAAUAAUAAAAUGUCUCAAAAUUCAAAACAAGAUGAACAAGAUAUAAGCAUUGAUGGAGAACAGGCUUUAUUAUUUAAUAAUGCUGCAGCUUUUAAAAUACCGUCUUUAAUAAAUGCCGAUGAACUAGAUGUUUUUGAUCCUUUAGAAAAUUCAAAGCAAACUAGCCAAAUUAGAAGACCAUUUACUGGAGUAACAAUAGAUUCUAUAACUACGCCCUCUUUUCAAAUUUCUCGAUAUCGACCAAUAUUAGGUAGAAGAAUUAACUGA